This is a messenger RNA of Anopheles funestus (African malaria mosquito), 1869 nucleotides long. RefSeq names its product ATP synthase lipid-binding protein, mitochondrial (gene ATPsynC). The record is from RefSeq and is a predicted model, not a curated record. Gene Ontology annotation, molecular function: proton transmembrane transporter activity. The transcript is spliced from 4 exons. The coding region runs from base 20 to 616 and encodes 198 amino acids. Gene Ontology annotation, biological process: proton motive force-driven ATP synthesis; proton transmembrane transport. NCBI's taxonomy places the organism in Eukaryota, Metazoa, Arthropoda, Insecta, Diptera, Culicidae.
GCGUAACGGGUAUCCCGGUAUGCGUGCGAUCGCACGUAUACGAGCGGUAUGUACGCACACCAACAACAAUUUUCACUGCACCCGAGGGUUCGAGGCAACGAAAAUUUCUACCAACGUUCACUGUUCUUCGAUAAGUUGUCGACCGCGUUUUGAAGUCCUUCAGGUACCAGUAAAACCUAAACUCAAAAACAACAUCAUCAUGUUCGUCUCGUCGGCUGCCCGCAUUGCCCCAGUUGCCCGAAGCCUGGUCCUCAACGGAACCAAGGCGUACAUCCGACCGAUCAGCAGCGCCGUCAUCUCCCAGAGCCAGACUCUUGCUGCCCAGAACACAGCUCCAGUUGCUCUGUUGCCACAGGUCCGGUCAUUCCAGACUACCCCGGUCACCCGUGACAUUGAUUCUGCUGCCAAGUUCAUCGGAGCCGGUGCAGCCACGGUUGGUGUUGCCGGAUCUGGUGCCGGAAUCGGAACAGUAUUCGGAUCGCUGAUUAUCGGUUACGCAAGAAAUCCGUCGCUGAAACAGCAGCUGUUCUCCUAUGCUAUCCUGGGUUUCGCCCUGUCUGAAGCCAUGGGUCUGUUCUGUCUUAUGAUGGCUUUCCUGCUGCUGUUCGCUUUCUAAACUACUUAUCUCCCUACAUAAUCGGACGCAAACCCCGGUACUCUUAUGUGUAAAGGAGAAGCGAAGGAGAAACAAACAUCCUGCCCCCCCGUCAAACUCAAACCCAUAACACACACACACACCCCCAACACGAACGAACCAUUUUACAUCAACAAUCCCCGCGUCGUUCCCACUCUGUAUUAGGGUACCUUUUUGUUCGAAUCGUGUCGACUAGAUAGUUUCGGAGUAGAAAAGGGAAAUAGCGCGAAAAGAAGGAGGAAGUUACAUUCCUGCCUUCGGAAAAGUCUAAGUCUAAGAGGAAAAGUUCAAAUUAUGCAUUCUUAGGGUGGAAUAAAACAAUCCAAAACACAUAUUAUACCAGGUGCCGCUCCUGAGCUUUUCGAAAUCGAUACGCAACACAAAACACACUAUCGGAAGGGAGAGGAUACACGAUAUAACAGUGGGACACUGGCACACGGCGGAACACACAGAUACGCAACCUUCUGUUUAAGCGAAGCAUUACAAACAAACAAAAGAAUAACGAGACUAACAACCAAAAAAAAAAAAACAAAGGGUACAUACAAAUGCUCUUCCGGAUCGUGUCUGUGGUCCGUUUGCCGCAGUUCAGAAUUGCGCCAAACGCAUCACCCAUGACCGCGGAAGUAAGCCUGAAGGAUCUCGGAACAACGAUUAUGACCGCUUCAAAGGGCAGUCACCAGGGAAAGUGUUAGAAGAACGACAUAAACCGACACGCCCCUCCGGCCAUCGAUACCACCAUCACAGACAAAUAAGAAGUCGCAACACAUCAUUCCGGAUUUUCCCCGGCAUCCCUCCCACUCCAUCCGGAAACCUACUUCCCGUAUCCCUAUUUGGCCCGUGUUUGGUUUGAAAUUUAUUUUACAAAUUUCACAACACGUGUGCGCGCGGUGCUUUGUGUGCAUUUUUGGGAGGAUUUGUACGCAAACACAGCAACACACAAUGCACGGGUACGGCAGGGUGAAGUAGGGCAUCCCUUUGAGGGCGGCCGAACAGAUUCUCGGAUAGUCCGCGGUAUGAUGAAUGGUGCGAACAAGGAGUGCCACUUGCAUAACCAGGGCCCGGAGGGUGUCUCUUUCCCUUGGUUUUUGAGAACAUCCACAAAACAUCGGACAUUUUUGCCGUUGUAAGAAAAUCAUGAAACGCGCACGUUAGAGAGAGAAGCAGAAAGCAGUGAGUGGUGAUCCAAACGUAAAUAAAGAAUGAGACUAGUUACUGGUACAAAACUGAAGAGAAAA